CGACACUAGGUGGCGGCAAUGGCGGGAUCGUCCUCGGCAGCGCAGAAAUGAACGCCAUUGACUAGGAGCGGUGCUAAUUCUAAAUAAUGUCGCUUCGUAUUGACCACAUUGACCGCAAGCCGAGAGUUUCCGCCCAUCCGUCAGAAAAGUUUGAAUCGCUCUGAUUGAGCAGCUCUGCCAUGUCGGCGCGAAGCCAUGGCCGAUGGUUCCAUCCCAACCUGUCAGGCCUGGAAGCGGAGCAGAUCCUCCUGGACCAAGGCUGUGAUGGGAGCUUCCUCGCACGGCCCAGCAAAUCCAAGAAAGGAGACUUUACACUCUCUGUCAGGAGGAAUGGUGUGGUCACUCACAUCAAGAUUCGCAACACAGGUGACUACUAUGACCUUUAUGGUGGCGAGAACUUUGCCACCUUGGCUGAACUGGUCCAGUACUACAUGGAGAACCAGGACCAACUUAAGGAACGCAAUGGCGAAAUCAUUGAACUCAAGUACCCUCUCAUCUGUGCUGACCCCACCACUGAGAGAUGGUUUCAUGGCCCACUAGUGGCCAAGGAAGCAGAGAAGCUCCUUCUGGAGAAAGGAAAAAAUGGCAGCUUCUUGGUUCGUGAGAGUCGGAGCAAGCCAGGUGACUACGUUCUGUCUGUGCGUACUGAGGACAAGGUGACGCACUUCAUUGUCCGCUGCCAGGAAGGAAAAUUUGAUGCCUGCGGUGGAGAGAAGUUUGACAGCCUCAGUGAACUGGUGGACUUCUAUCGCAAGAACCCGAUGGUGGAGACAACGGGCACUGUAGUGCAUCUCAAGCAACCGUUCAACGCGACCCGCAUCAAGGCAUCCACCAUUGAGAACCGCGUCAAGCAGCUCUCCAAAGAGAACGGACAAAACAGCGGCAAGGCUGGCUUCUGGGAGGAGUUCGAGCAUUUGCAGCAGCAAGAGUGCAAAAAUCUCUACAGUAGGAAAGAUGGACAGAGGCCUGAGAACCGAGCUAAGAACCGGUACAAGAACAUACUGCCAUUCGAUGCAACAAGAGUGCACCUGCAAGAUGUGGACCCUGACGCCCCAUACUCGGACUACAUCAAUGCAAACUACAUAAAGGUAGAUGACGAUUCCAUUUUUGAUGGCCACAGCAAAGUGUACAUAGCAACACAGGGUUGCCUACAGAACACCAUCGGCGACUUCUGGUCCAUGGUCUGGCAAGGAAAUACGAGGGUUAUUGUAAUGACUACAAAGGAAGUUGAAAGGGGAAAGCCCAAGUGUGUGCGGUACUGGCCAGAUGAAGGCCAGACGAAAGAGUACGGAAAAUACUGCCUGCAGCAUAUUGCUGACUCAUCCACUGCAGACUACACACUGAGAGAGUUUGCCAUGUCAAAAAAUGGUGAGUGCGAGUCGAGGAGUGUCUUCCACUACCACUUCACUGCCUGGCCUGACCAUGGUGUGCCGUCUGACCCUGGUUGUGUGCUGAACUUUCUGCAUGAUGUGAACCAGCGACAAGAAUCCAUGCCUGAUGCCGGACCAAUUGUGGUGCACUGCAGUGCUGGGAUCGGCCGUACGGGCACAUUUAUUGUCAUCGACAUGAUUGUGGACCUAAUCAAGAAGCAAGGACUAAGUUGUGAGAUUGACAUCCAGCGGACAAUUCAGAUGGUGCGCAUGCAGAGGUCUGGCAUGGUGCAGACUGAGGCCCAGUACAAGUUUGUGUACUUGGCUGUGGAGCACUACAUUGAGACACUGCAGCAGCGAAUGCAGGCUGAACAGGCCACCAACAGAAAUGCCCCGGCAGAUGUACGAGAACAUUCCGCUCCAAGAGAGGAAGUCACCCGUGGGACCACCCCCAGCUUUUGCACCACCACCACCGCCACCUCCAAAAAAAUCGUGACAGCAUUUAAUUCCAUAGAUGCAGCCGCGAGGAGCACCCCAGCUAGCAUGGACGACACUAGUCUUAAAUGGUUUCUUUUUCCCCCGACUGUCCUUUGUUGCUCUCCUGUCUGCUAGCAUGUCAUCUGUAGGUGUUUAAGUCUCUAUUUUCCCUCUCUCACUUUCAAGAUGACUUGCACACAAGGCCUUGUGUGCAAACUGAUGUGAUUGUGAAACAACUGCUUCCUUGUGUGCUGCUCACCUUUGCUUGCCUGUGAUGCACUCCUACUACUUUGUUUGGAUAAGUACAAAUCAAUAUUAAUGCUUUUUACUUUUGGAAGCCUCCUGCGCAUCUCCUAUGUGCACCAUGGAAAGCUAUUGUUGUUGAACUGAUUAGUGACUGUGGAAGCCACUACAGUGGCAGAGAGCCCUGGAGCAACUCAAUGGCAAUUAUUCCACAUCUAAAUGCAACUUGUAUUCAAUGCAGGUGGGCUCCACUAAGCUUGACAGUGACCACAAAGGCCAUACACGUGUAAGGCUGAAUUGACACAGAUGUCAAACUUCCUGUCUCGUCAUGGCAUUCCUCAUGAGGCAGCACUUCACCAGUUUCUCCUCAAAAAUAGCACGCCAGUGAUGCUGGUCAAUGCUCUUAAAAUCGCCGGCAUUUCAUUUUUGAGGAGAAACCAGCAAGGAAAUGCUACCUUGUGAUGAAUGCUCGGGCCACGAUGAUGACAGGAUGGGCAUUUGACCACUUUGUGAAUCAGGCUUAAAUCAGGUGUAAUGAAGGGCACAAAGAGCAUAACAGGUGCAGUUGUGGCCCUCUUUCAAGAACAUUGUCUUCUCAAAUGAUUUCCAACUGUGACCAGUCUUGAAGCUUUGUGAGCAAGCAACAAAUGACUUUGAAAAGGUCUGCACAGAAUUGGCAGCUAUUGCAAGAUGCGGGAAGGUGUUUUGCAUUUCACUUCAUCUGUGACUAGGAAGUUUUGCAAAGCUGCACUGCAAUGUUUGAUGAACUUACAAUUGUUGGAUGCAUUAAAGGGGACCUCCAGCACAAACACUGGGUAGUAUUAGGAAAAGCCGCAUGUAUGAUUUGGUGUCAAACUUUUCAAGUAAUUAUAUAAACUAUAGCGAAUGACAUGUGAGGAAUUUGCUGUUUGCAAUGAAAUACUACCACUGGAAUUCCACGUCCACUAGAACAUGUUUUCAACAUGGCUGGAAAAGCUGUAUAUUGUGUUUGCAUGAAUGAUACAGAAUGAUAUGUAUUGAUACAGGUUUUGAUUCUUAAACUAAUGAUUUUGAGAGUAAUUGUAUUGGAAUUAUGAUGUGAUCUAGCACUGCACACAGGUAUUUAAAGAAAUAGAAUCAAGUAGAUGUUCAAAAUUAGUGUCAAUCAUUUUGUGCUUUGUAGCUCCUCCUUGCCACCUGUAUGACCACCACUCGUGCUUCAUGCCAGCAGAGAAGUCCAUUCUCUGAGUGACACUACUUUAAGGAUAGCUUGCCUGCGUAACUUAAACUUUUGGUGGUUAACAUAGCAGUGGGUAGAACACUGCUGAUGCACAAAUGAAUAUGGCUGUUUUUUGUGCACUUUGUAAAACACCCAGCAGCUUGCCAUUUUAUGAUGGUGGGAAUGUGGCAGUACCACUUGCAAGGUCCUUUAAAUUACACUGCAGUAGUGUUGAUGGAAAUGGUCCCAUUGCACAUGACUACACUCACUACUGGUUUUAUAGCGCAGUUAUUGUCCCUGGGACAUUUUCAUAUUGCAUUCCAGAAAUAGGUCUCGCUGAUGUAGCCCGAUUUUCUGAUGACGUAAUAUUUUAAAACUGCAACACAUUGUGUUACUGAAAUGAAUUGUAACAAUAGUGGGCAUGCAUUUGGACAGUGAGUAAUGCAAACUUGGGGGCAACUUGUGCGGCUAACAAUUCAAAUGACAUCACAACUAAGGUGUCAAACGGAACCCAAACCGAAAUUUUAUCCAGAACUUCACCGAAACCGAUAUUUUGAGAAAGUGCCUAGAACCAAACCGUACCUGAACAAAAGAAAAUAACAGUUACAGUUUCAUGCUGAACCAGUUAAAGCAUAUAGGGUGCUCAAUGGCAUGGGUCAUGUGUGGGUGCUCAAUAUAUGAGCGAUUCUUCGAAAUAUUUACUUCUUCAGGCGGCACGCCCCACUAGCAGGUUUCUACGACUCCUGAUUUGCGUUGUGUGCAAAAAUAUGGAUAGACCUAGGCAGAGACGCUUGCACUUCCAAACACGGCUAUGCCAGUUCUGUCUCAUGGCCAAAACAUUGUUUCAGGUGGUCUGCAGAAUCACUGUUUCUGUUGAAGCUCCUAAUUUGGCCAUUAUAGGCUUGCUAUUAUUACUACAUAAACUGUAAAGCCCCCCCCAUGCCAGGAUACACGGAGAAUAAAAAUGAUGGUAUUCUCGAAGGGAAAAUAAGAAAACCAAUGAGCUCAUCUGGCUUCUUGUAACAUAAACACUGUGGUCACUCAUAUGAUUGCAGUCACCUAUAAGUGUGCAGCAGUGCUUACUGCGUGCCAUGGUUCAAUGUGCAUUUGGCCUUUCCAAGCAGAUUACUACGCAAAUCUUUCCUGAGGCACAGUGUGCGCGAUUUGGACUUUUUUGUCCACGCUUAGUCAGCAUGAGACUGUGCGACGUGCAGUUGUGCAAACAAGAAUGUCACAAUAUUUAGCACAAACUGUCGUUGUUCAUCACUCAGAAAGGUCAGUGUUUUCACAUGCCUUUAGUUAAAAACAACAACAGAAAACUGAGCAAGAUGUCAAUUGCUAGUUUCUUUCAUUCCUACACUACACAGGCUACAGACUAGAAGUUUGGAGUUGUAAUUUAUGAUAUACAAUUCGAAUUUUAAGCUCUCUCCGGUAAAGAAAAAGAUUAAAAAAGUAUAAAAGAAAAAAUUUAUGCAGCACAGGACGAGGCAGCAGCUUUUCAUGUUGUCAGCAUCUCGACGCCUGGAUGUAUGCUACAUCCUCAAAGCCAAUUCUUAUAGUUUCAUUUGAAUUCUAUGAGGGACAACAACAGUUCUUGCAGUAUACAGGGAAAAAGACUGAUGCAAACAGAGACAUGCCGACAAACAGUCGUCGAGUAAGCAUGUGUCGUGUUAGGCAACAUAUGAAUUCACUGCCUUAGUUUAGACAAAGUAAUUCAUUACUUGACCCAUCUCAACACAUUUGGAUUCCGUCAAAAUGAUGUGCAAUGUUGUAGUAGUGCCUUUAGGCUCUUUCAAAGAGCACUGCUCUACUGAAUGCAUCUGCAACGUGCCCUUCCUCUUUUUCAUUGCUUUUAUUGUCAUUGUGCUCCAGAUGUGUCUGUAUUGUAUCACAUCUGGUGCACAUGUAUCAAAUAAUGUAAAGAAGCUUUUUGUUGCCAAACAGACUUCGUGAGACUUUUCAUUUCACAUUUUCUAGAAAUUGUGAGUAUACAGUAUUCAAUUCGAUUGCCGCUUUCCUCAAAUAUUCAUAUUCAAUUCAAUUAGAAAAAUUUCACCAUUCGAACAUCCUCGUAGAUUUCUGCCGUAUCGGUGGGCCAGGGAGCCCAUUCCUUCCACCUUCUGACAAAACCUGUGUAUGCAUCAUGCAGAGACGCCUUAAUAUAGCAUUUUCUAACAUGUCGCCAUCAUAGAAAAAGGUAAUGUUUACUGUGCCAAACCGGUUCGCGAAUCAGUUUGCGAAUAAUUACAAAAUUUUAUUUCUUCGAACCUAACUGAAUUCUUGAACGAAAUCGGAGCGCAUUGAGCCUGAGCCCACACUGAAUUGGUAUUUUUAAGGUUCGACACCCUGAUCACAACCAGCAAAAGCUCUUUGACCUAUGCACCAGGUUUUGCUGCUUGUAGCAAGCAUAGUAUCUUGAUGCUGGAAGCCGGGCUAAUUCUGAAAAAAUUCCAGCACUUGGGCAGCGAACACCUUAGAAGAUGGAAAAGAAGAUGGGGCAGUCCUGUCCUGUUGCCACUGAAAAUGCCUUGUACUCUUGUGGUGAGGUGACCGCAGGUGUUUGUGGCGCUUUCCACACUGCAGCCUAAGGGCUAGCCACUACCUCAAGGCAAAGUGCCGGAAGCAUAGCCUGCAUUUUGUUGAACUUUUUAUUUUUCCAAUGUUGUCCAUGAGGGCUAGCAAACAUUGAGUUUGCUUGUUUUCACUCAACUAUUUCGCUGGGGUACUGAAUCUUAAAUAUAUAGGUGCAAAGCUUUUUCAAUAACUAGAGCUGUUAAAUCAAUGCUGCUUCACCUUGACGAAUGGUCAUAAACAUAUGGCCAGGGCUUUACAGUAUAGGUGGUGUUUAAAACAUGGUGGCUAUGGUGCGCUUCGGUCGCUUGCACUACACAAAAGCAUGGCCUUCUGGGGAAUGCGAUUAGGAAAGCCACCCUAGCCAGCAGCUGCUGCAGCUUGCCUUUCUGCCCUGACACAUGAAUACUUGUUCUGCUGGAAGUAGACCGUGCAAAGUACUUGUGCUAACACUGACCUUAGGAAUUUGUACACCGCUUACAAAUCAGUGCUUUGUUCACAUUUUUUUAAUGUAUUGCAUGUACAAUAAGACAGUAGUGACAGAAAUCUAUGAAAUAUGCCUCCACAUACUCGGUCUACAUUUGUUCAUUGUUGGGCUUUUCCAAAGCAUUAGUAUGCAAGUUUAAGCGUGUAAUGCAUGCAUUUGAAAUAUAUUGAGCUUAUGGAAGAGGGCUUGUUUAGGGCCUAUAGUAGUUGGCGCCGACUUGAAAGUUCAGUACAAGCUAUGCCCACUACACCCUCUGUGAAUUCAUGUUCUAAAACAUAAUUCAUGAGGGCCACCAGUAUUGAAGUUUGCCUCUGCCAUGACACCAUGUGAAUGAGCGAAUAUAAUUGGCUGGUGGACAUGUAUAGUACAAGUGGUCUACUUGCCACUGCAUUCGUGGGUGUUCACGAAGUAUAGUGGGGGAAUAGUGAAACUCAAUAAAGCAUGACCGCAGGCACUAGAGGGGGCAAAGUGGCCCUUCUGUCUCCUGAUACGCAAUAGCUUUCUUGAGUUGAGCUGAUGUUGGUGUUCCUCAGUUUUUGUCAUCUUCCUGCCCUGUAACAACUAGGUUCUUCCUAUGGACAUUUGCGCCCUCAGAUGAACAGUUGAGGGUGACCUGUGUGUGUAGUGUUUGUGGUUAUGCAUUAUUGUGAGUUUGUUUAUGUAGUCUAGUGUAAUGUGGCAUGUUAUUUCUUGUUGACCGCAUGUUGCUACCCUUCACCUGCCCUGUUGGUGAUAGCUGUUUUCUGAGAAAUAUGCUCACUCUGGGUGUCUGCUGGUUUGGUGGGAUAUUCAUGCCCACUUCUGAAAACAGACUACACAAAAUACCGAAAACACAUAACUUACCUGCCAAUAUCUGCUGUGCAGUUAUGCUAUUUGUUUGCUUAAGUUGCUACUUUAGGGUUCUUAUAUAAGGUUUGGGCACUAUUCAUUGCUGAGACCUUUUAUCUAAAGCACUGAGACUUGCUGUGUAAUGCGACUGGUGCAGUAUUUGCCUUGUGACUGUUUUGUUGUUGAACUUUCUGUGGGAUGAACUUCAGUUUGUGGUGUGUAUGUUCCAUUACAACCAAUACAAGCGCACAAUUGACUUUUCAUGGUGAUCAACAGCAACACAGUGAUGCGAGUGGUGCUUGUGAACUUGGUUAUGUUUCUUUCAGUGACUGUUGCUGUUUGAUUGAUUUGACUGGCAUGCUGUUCCAAAAGGCUGAUUUUCACCAAAUCCUAGAACCUGUAUUUGUCAACAGGCUGUGGAAAGGGUGAAUGACUUCUUUGUUAGUGCAUAAAGGUUGUGCUUCAUUGACCAUCUCAUACUGAGCAUCCAUGUUAGGAGUGGUACACUCAGGAAGUUGGUAAAAAAAAAAGCAGCAUCCACAACGCAUCUGUUAUUGCAAUAUGAGAUGUCAUGACAGAUUUUAUUUAAGUUUCUCUAUCAUACACAGUGAUUGUACCUUUGUAUGACCAGGGAAUAUUCAGUCAGUAACGAUAAUGUACAGAGCCUGUAUAUAUGUUAUUUGCAGUAUAGCAGCAUGAGCUCAGUUUGUUUUCAGGCGUUCAUAUAAGAAACUGCUUUCAAGGAUGAAUGGAGCAUGCGGAUUGUCCACUUCAUGUUUGUUCAUUUUGGUGAGCUCUAUUCAUUGUUCUAUUGCUGUAUACUGUGACAGUGAAUGAGAAAACAAAACCAAAUGUAUCCCCACAUGGUUUUUUUUUUCAUGUUCCUAGGAACACUUGAGUGCUUAGAAUUAGGAACAAAUGUUGUCUUGGCACCAGCUUGCUUUGUACUCAGUGAAAAAUAGUGUGUUUGCCUUGAAGGCUCUGCAUUGUGUACUGUUGCAUUGUUCAUCACCAGCGCAGCUGCACAGCAUUUUCUUCGAUGGCAGCACAGCUGUGGUGUGCACUACAUGCUUUCGUGGAUGUGCUGUCCUAUCCAAGUGCAUUGUUGAGCCUCGUACAAGCAGCGUUUUGCAAGUAGUGCCCUUUUAAUGUUCACCGUGCUUCUCUCUUGUUGGUCUGUUGAGAGCGAAAGCUGUUUGCCGUCCAGUUUGUUUGGCCAUGGCUUAUCUGCAGCACACUAAAAAAGUCCAGGUGCAUCUUGAGUCAUUCCUGAUGACCACGUACGAAAUGUUAGUGCGUGCAUCACCAUGAAUACUUUCCAACUCUCCCAAUCAUGUUGAGCUGCUGUGCUUGUGGAUCAUGCUGUUUACGUGCUUUCUUGCUUCCCCAGUUGUUUUGCAUGUUGUGUUCUCUUGCCAUCAUUCGUGCAGUACUUGGGAUAGCUUGUCCAAAGAACCCAAAUGGCCUAGUGCCCUGGACAUGAACUGGAAAUUGUUACUGCACCAUUGAGGAAAGGCCUAUCAGUGGCUUACAGAUGUUACACAAAUUUUGUAUGCCUGUUUUUUGUUCUGAGCAUGCUGUAAUUGAGCAUGAUGAAAAAGACGAUGUCUGAAUGUACGUACCACAAAUAUAUUGUCAAAUAGAA
This is a messenger RNA of Dermacentor andersoni, 8819 nucleotides long. Its product is annotated as tyrosine-protein phosphatase non-receptor type 11-like. Gene Ontology annotation, molecular function: receptor tyrosine kinase binding; non-membrane spanning protein tyrosine phosphatase activity; cell adhesion molecule binding. Lineage: Eukaryota; Metazoa; Arthropoda; Arachnida; Ixodida; Ixodidae. Gene Ontology annotation, cellular component: cytoplasm. The record is from RefSeq and is a predicted model, not a curated record. Gene Ontology annotation, biological process: protein dephosphorylation; positive regulation of ERK1 and ERK2 cascade.